This is a messenger RNA of Alligator mississippiensis (American alligator), 5908 nucleotides long. It is a transcript of the gene MCUR1, whose product is annotated as mitochondrial calcium uniporter regulator 1. Gene Ontology annotation, biological process: calcium import into the mitochondrion; positive regulation of mitochondrial calcium ion concentration. Bases 271 to 1185 code for a protein of 304 amino acids. The record is from RefSeq and is a predicted model, not a curated record. Gene Ontology annotation, cellular component: mitochondrial inner membrane; mitochondrion. The transcript has 9 exons. Lineage: Eukaryota; Metazoa; Chordata; Crocodylia; Alligatoridae.
UGAGGCUUUGAGCCCGACAUUUCGCGGCCGCCCGCCUUCCCGCCAAUACUACCGCAAGGGACGUCAGCGACCCACAGAAUCAACCGAAGCGGGAGAGGGCGGGGUGACGUCAGUGCUCCGGAUGCGGAAGUUAAACAUGUUUUCGCCGGAACAAGGCCGGCGCUGUAGCGCCUGCUCAGCGAUGGGUGCUCAAUAGCGCCGGGGCAGAGGUGGGGGAAGUGGAGGUGCCGCCCCGUCCCGGAGCUGCUGCAGUGCAGGGCGAAAGCGGCGAUGGAGCGCGGCGCGGUAACCGGGCGCGCUCUCCUGCCCCCCUGCCUCCGCCUCCUGCUGCAGCGCGGCCCGCGCGGGCGGGCAGGGGGCGGCCGCGCAGUGCCACGUGACCUCGACGGCGGCCGCCCCGCGCCGCGCCGUUGCCUUGGAGACUGGAAGCGGCCGAACCUCCUCGCGCCGCUGCCGCUUCUGCGCCCGCAUGCGGCGCGGGCCGGCGGCAGCGGUUGGCACCAGGGCUGGGCGCGAGGCUUAAGCAUCUCUGCCUCAUCCUCCUUGCAAACUGACAGUAGCAAAGGGAAUUUUUCCUUAUCGGGGAGUAAGAAGCUCUUUUUUGACACUCAUGCUCUUGUGCGUCUCUUGGAAGGAAAUGGAUUCACUACUCUGCAGUCCGAGAUUAUUGUAUCUGCUUUAGUGAAAAUCACAGACACCAAUCUAGAUCUUAUAUACAAGGACAUGGUCACCAAAGUGCAGCAGGAAAUCGCUCUUCAGCAAAUAAUGUCUCAUAUUGGUGGUGUGAAAAAGGACAUGGUAAUUUUGGAGAAGAGUGAAUUUUCAGCACUCCGGGCAGAAAAUGAGAAAAUUAAACUUGAACUCCAGCAGCUGAAGAAACAAGUAAUGGAUGAAGUUACCAAACUUCGUACAGAUAACAAGUUAGACCUCAAUUUAGAGAAGAGCAGAGUAAAAGAACUGUAUUCACUUAAUGAAAAAAAACUACUGGAAAUGAGGUCAGAGAUAGUGGAAUUGCAUGCACAGCAGGAUCGAGCCGUGACCCAAACUGAUAGGAAAAUCGACACAGAAGUUGCAGGGUUGAAAACAAUGCUUGAAUCGCACAAACUUGAUAAUAUUAAAUACUUAGCAGGUUCAGUAUUUACAUGCCUUACUGUAGCACUGGGAUUUUAUCGUCUAUGGAUGUAAUAAAGUGUCUACUUAAAAGGACUUGUACUGUCUUGCCUUAUGAAAAUCAAGGAUAUUUUCACUUUAGCUACAAGAAUUUAUUCCUGACUGAAAAAUAAUGUUUAUUAUUUUAUUUAUAUUUAUUUUUAUAGCAAACUACAUUGAGAAUGUAACAAAAAUGUGCCUAGAAAAAAUAUCUGUACUAUUUCAAUACCUAAUGGAAAGAGAAACUUGCCUCUGGUCAGAGCAAAGUAGAGAAUAUGCAGCACUGCCAAUCCCCUUGCAUCCUAAAUUGUAAUAUCUCCAUACUUUUGUAGUUCUAGGGUUUCAGUUAAGUAGAGACUGCCAGUCAUGCCAAAUUAUAUAAUUGCUCUUGUGGAGAGGUCUGCUAAAGAUUAUAUACCAAACUCUCCUGAGGCAUGCAUGCCUAAUGGUAGAUACUUGUAUCAGAGCAGAGUUGAUCACAAAUUUUAAACCUUUUAGUACCAUUUUGUGACUACAAGGGACUCCUAGACCUAAUUUUAAUGAAAUGCAAGUUGAUUAAACUAGAGGCAUACAUUCUUUUCCCCCAUGUUCAUCUGUCUAUACUCUCUGUGCUACAAAUACAUAUAUUUAUAUACUUAUUAUAAAGAAAUAUUUUUUCUAUUUGUUAUACUAAUUUUUAAACAUUAUGUGCAUCAUAGUUUGUUUCCCAGAUGGCCGUCCAAACAACUGUACUUCAUUAGAAAUUGUUCUGUAAUAAGUGUCUUUACCACCUUUUUGUAGGUUUGAUAUGUAGUGUGCUAAGAGCUGUUGCAACUUUUAAAACACACAGGGCUCUGAAACUCAUUCCCUAUAGCAAUUGUGAACUUGGUUCUAAAACUGGAACAGAGUUUUGGAGCGUACUAAAUGCAUUCACUUGUAUUAUCUCUUGUAAAGCACGUAGAAAAUAUUCUCUGUUGCUUGGUUCAUAGAAGGGAAUUGCAUCUUCUGCACGUGAUAAAUUAAAGAUGGUUAAACUUCUGGGGAGAAAAUGCAAGCACUUGAAUGGUGUAUGAUGUACUGGUAUGGGCUGCCUCAGCUCUUUGGUCACAAAUAGGAUGUCUGCACUAAACAUUUUUAUUUUUAAUUAUCUCUGGGUAUCCAAACAGUGCGGCUACAGUUAACAAAUGGUAGGAACAUUAGUGUAGACCACUAGCUCAAAGCAAGUCUAUGUGAAAUGGUAGGUCAUUUUAAUGUCUGCUCUGUUGGUAGCUCUUCCACUAAUGGUAGCAAUGGAAGAAAGUUACAGGUAAAACAGGGUAGAUUAUCCAGAGGUCCAGUCUUUGUCCUCUGACCAAUGAACUUCUCUCCCUGCAUUUGUUUGUUUGCCUUGUCUUUCUCUGGUAUAAGCUGAUGACAGAUGCCAACAUGCAAUGGUGGAAGGAGGCAUGAUUUGUGAGCCUGAUCUAGCCUGUAGGGGUAGCCCUGCGCUGUUCAUUUGGCCUAUGGACUGGCCCUGCACCACUCAUCUGGCCCUGAAGGCCAAAUGAGUUUAACACCCCUAAUUUAAUGAAAUCAGGGGAGACUGGGUAACUUAGCCUGUAUUGUAGUAGCUGUAAUUUUCUCAUGUUAGAGGUUAUUGCUGGUUAGCCUGAAAUGAAGAGGCAGCCAGGUAGAAAUGGAGAUGUCUUGAAAAAGAGGAAGGUAUUUGGGAUAUUUUUCAAAUGAUAUAUUUAAUUAAUUAAAAAUGCAACUUUAAACCUUUACUUAAAGCAAGAAGUUUAAUAAUUCUUGACAAAACAGACAUUUUUGUCCUUGUAGCAGUGACUCCAAAAUAGCUAAAUUUGAUGUUAACUCACAGUGAGAAACUAAGUAAAAAAUGGGACUUUUAAAGUACAGUAAAGAAGAGGAUGUUCAACUGGCAGCAUAAAGGAAGCUAGCAUUGUAAAACAGCAUCCUCCACCUCUCCAGCCUCUUUUGACUUUUUUUCUCAGUUAAAAAUAUUACAAAAAAAAUUGCUCAAGGCGGUUGUGUUUGAAGCUAUGUGUAUGAAUGUAUUUAUAAUUUCACAGUUUUAAAAUGUCAGAAAAUCAUAAUUUAAUAGAUGUUAGAUGCAGUCUACUUCAGUAUUUGAGUAAUAGCAAAAAAGGAACUAUAUUUCUCUGUAACAAGAAUCCGUUUUGAUCAUCUGGAUGCUAUGCAGUUAAUGAGUAGCCGUUUUAGUAAAAUAGUGAGUUUUUAAGAAUUUAGACUUUGUUCACUUCUCAGCAGAAUCUAUUCUAUAUUUAAAAUUAAAGGCAUUUUUAUACGAAUGGAGUCAGACUCUGCAGUAAAAUAAAAUUAUAAGAUUAUAGGACACUUACUCCAGAAGUGGAUCUUCUUGAGAAAAUAGUUUUUCAAUGACUACCAUAGAUCUGGAUUCAGGUUGAACAUUACAAGCAGAAAAAGAGCAACAUUAGGAAUAUCCCAGUCUCAGAUUCUCCAGGUAUAGUGGUGUUUUUGUUUUGUAACCAUGAUAUUUCUAACUUAUGUACACAGAUGAAAAUAUGGAUCAAGGGGCAUAAUGUUUUGCUGUGCAUUUGGGUUGCAUGCCACUAAUCUCUAACAGAGAGAUUAAAGUUCACUUUCCUUUCUUUUCUUCAUUUUAUAUUUCCCCUUUUCCUUUUCCUUUCCUAUUCUUUUCCUUUGCAAAGCCUCUAGAAAUUCAUCACAGUACAAUUUAAGACCAUCUCAGAACAGAUCAGCUAUGAUGAUCAGUUUAGUCUAAAAUACUUGUAAAAGCUACUAAUUUUGCUUGCAUUGGCCUUCAAAAAAAAAAGUGGGAAGGGAUGUUUGAUGUUUUCAGUCUGAAACAUAUAACCAAAAGCCCAAUUGACUGAUAAAAAUGAGGAGCAGAUAUAUCAGCCCACUUACCAACUGCCUUUUGGCUCUUUAGAUGAAAUCUCACUUUUCAAAUGAUUGCUAAAAGCCGCAGCUGAGAAACCCAAUUCGAUCACCAUUAUUUUUUCUGUUCCUUUUCUUUUUUCCCCCUCUAUAGUUGUGUUAUUAAAUGGCUUUAGUCUGGUAUAGCAUGCUCCAUAUGAAAUGACUUGAAAUGUAUUUUUGCAUCAGAUCUCAGGAUUUUGUUGUUUUGGGUUUUUUGGUGUUUUUUUUACUGGCAGGUUUCAUUUUAAAAGUGUGGUUGUUUGGCACAGCCGAAAACUGAGUGGGCUUUCAUCUUUAAUAAAUUCCUUCAAUUCUAAGAGCCUGAAGGCAGCUUUCCUGCUAACCUACCAGGUUGAUUAUUGCACAGUAUGUUGUUGUGUGGGAAAUAAGAAGUCAGGCCCUGAGCAUCCUUAAGCUAACACAGACAGGAAGCUCUGGGGAGAGAGGGAGGGAGGGCUGGAGGUUGAGACUAGCAGUCUCUGCCACAAGUACAGGUUGAUCCUACAAUAAAAUAAGCCUUGAGGCUUUGAGGAAUAAAUGCAAAUCAAGCAGGACAGCUCAGAAAAUUAACUUGUUAAUAUAACAGAGGGAAUAUUGAGACUGGCACAUUCUAUUACCCCCCCCCCCUUUUUUUCUUUUCUUUUAUUUUCUUUCAUUUGUUUAGUGUUGUAAAUGACCAGAAAAUUCAAUAACCCCAGCUUCUCGAAUGUUACUUUUUUGUAGAGCUUUAUUAUUAAACUGUUGAACUAAAUUUCCAGCUAUCAAGCCCUGUCUAUAUUAGCCAUCUUGACUGCAUCCUUAGUUUUCAGGUGUCAAGAGUUUGUGCUAAAGCAUGAGACAAGGAUGGGGUGCUUUAAAUAUAACUUGAGCAUCUUUGUAUGGUGUGACCCAGAAAGCUUCCUUGAUUUUUCUCUCAGACCUUGGUGCUUCAUGUUUUCUCUUUUGGAUGUCUGUUUUUACUUUGUCAGAAGCUGUCUGCUGCUUUUAAUUGUAUUAUUGCUAAAUGUUCUUUAUCAAUUUUUAUAGAUGCUAACAAAAGUACUGUGUAGUCACUUUAUAUUCCUCUGUUCUCUCCCUUUAUGUCCAUUUUAUAUUCCUCUGUUCUCUCCCUAUAUGUCUCUGACCAUAGCAAAGUUUGGCCACUUCAAGUUGGGUCAUUAACACCAUUAUGUCUUUGUUUCCAUUUUUAAACUGCUUGCUGCUAUUUAACUUCUGUGUAUCUUGCAAUUUUAGAACCGUUUUUGUUCAAAGAACAAAUUAUGAUCUGUUACUACCUAAAUUCAGGCUUAGAUUUCAAGGUGUAUAUAGAAAGAUUUUUUUUUUAAGUGUAGUUGUCAAAAUUUUUUUGUAAAAUGGCACUUUUUUGCUUACUCUUCACUCUGGAUGAAAUUUCAGCAUGGUGUACUCAGCAAUAUGGUUUCCAUUGAUUUCCACUCCCAUGCUCAUUUUCCCUUCCCCCCAGGAAAAUAUCUGGGUAUUCAAAGUCAUGUUUGCUUUACCUCGUUGAAGAAAGACUUUUUAUUCCUGCUGUUAGCAAGAGAGCCAAUACAGCAAAAUUACUUUUUUCUGUUUGCAGAAUUACUAAUUCAAUUUCAUUUGCUAAAUUCUUGUCACUAGUCAAAAUGUCUGAGCAAGAUUGACUUUCAGAUCCUAUGGCAAAUUUUGUAGGCACAAAAAGAAGGUCUUUUACUAAAAAAACUGAGUAAAUUCUACUUAAGAUACUGAACAAAAAUCACCAAUGAAUUGUCAUUUUUGUGGUAUAACUGCAUUGUAAAGUAAGUUAAUAAAAUGAGAAUUUUUUAACGUGCUGGAACACGAACUAUAUUAUUUGGAAAAAUAAAUUGCUAUUUCAUGAUCA